Messenger RNA from Merops nubicus (carmine bee-eater), 1870 nucleotides. It is a transcript of the gene CENPC, whose product is annotated as centromere protein C. The annotation marks the transcript as partial. The transcript is spliced from 11 exons. Lineage: Eukaryota; Metazoa; Chordata; Aves; Coraciiformes; Meropidae. The record is from RefSeq and is a predicted model, not a curated record.
AUGGAUCGAGAAUCCACAAGACUUGCUUGCAUGAGGAACAGGAGAAAGAAAAUAGAUGUACAGCCAGGUCAAAACAUACUGAAACUCGUGGAGGAUUGUUUUGAAAGUUGUGGCAGCGAUCUUACCAUAAGCUCCCCCUGUGGAAGCCACUGCUCGACUCCUGUUGUUGGAAGCAACCUGGCUUUGUUAGGGAGCGAAAGGAGAGAAACAAAUAAUAUACUAAAAGCUGUUGAGACACUGUGCCAAAGUCCUGCCAUGCCUUUGGACUCUGAGGAUGACAAUGGGGCUGUUGGAUCAUCACUGCUUGUGAAGGAGGCGAGUUCUCCUGGGCCUGUGUAUUCAUCCUCAAUAUCACCACCAUCACCUCCUCUUGUGACAGAUCAGGAAAUAGAAAUAGAAAACGAAUGUGAAUUUUUAAUUGAUGAUUCAUAUGAUGCAUCUUGUAAUUCUUGGAUUUCUAUACCCCAUAAGAAGAAAAAAUCAAAAAAAAACCUUCCUUCAAUUACUGUCUCUAAAUGUCAGCCCUCUAAGAAGACAGAGAAUAAGAAAGGCAAGAACAGACAAGUACAGGUCAAAGCACUUACUAAACAGAAGACAGAUGAUUCGGAUGCACGUGAGUUCAAAGGAGCAACAGAAUCGGAUCCAGUCUCGAGCAGCACAGGAAGGGCCCGUAAAUCUCGAAAGGAAAACAGUACUCAUAAGGGAAAGACUGAAAAGAGUGCACUUAGGCAAGGCUCUCCUAACAAGAAGGAGAUGUCCUCGAAACCAGAAGGUGAAGAACUGAUGUCACCAGCUGGAUUGGAAGUGAAUGCACCCGAUACAGAGCAGUGUAAAACCAGGGUGAUGCCAAGUGAGGAUUCUCCUCUGCCUUCAGCUGGCCAUCAGAAACAGCAGACUGUGUCUUCAAAAGAGAAUCUCAGGUCUCCCAAGGAUCCACAAUCUGCUUCAAAAACCUCUCAACCUUUAGUUCCCAAGAAACAAACUGCUAAGCAGAAAGUCCCAAAAGGUAAAGUAGCUAAGAGGCUGACAGGAAGUGUGAGGAAGAAGCUUAAAAAAUCUGUCAAGAAAAGUAGUAAUAAAAAGUCUCAGUUACAAAGACAGGAGAGUUCUGACUCUGAACCUGGUGAAGAAGAGCCUGAACAAGAGCCUGUAAAAUUGGAUGAAGUGUUUACCUCACCCCUGCAGCAGAAAUUGCAGACUCCCGGGAGUCCAAAGUUGGCUAAGUCUGAAAAGCCUAAAAAUGUAUUGCACUCAUUGGAGUCACUUAGUGCAGGCAAUGACGCUCUUGUACAAGCACUACAGUAUCUUGUAGAUAGUAUAAAGAAUUCUGGAAAGAAACAAAUGUCACCUAAGUCUUCAGGGAAGACUCCCAAAAAAACUCAUCACAGAAUGAGUGAAGGUGCUUGCUCGAGCCGUGAGGACACCGAUUCUCAAACGCCUUCUGACAGUAGUUCUGAACAGGACAUGGCAAGAAAAAAACAGAAAGAUUCCUUUGCAGUUGUGGAUGCUGCAGGUCAUGAAAGUGGGCCUGUUCUAGAGCAUGGUGUUAAAAUGGUUUCUGGACUUAAGUCUCCUGAACAGGACAGUGUGUCUACAGAUAAUUCUGAAGACUUGAAUUCUCAUCUAAGAGCUCUGUUGUCAGAUGAAAUAGCAAGGCAUAAAAUAGUGCUGCCUUCCAACACCCCUAACGUUCGUCGGACAAAACGGAUACGACUGAGACCUCUGGAAUAUUGGCGAGGCGAGCGCAUCAACUAUACAAUGAGUCCUUCAGGAGGUCUUGUGAUUAAUGGAAUAGUGUGUCCAGAAACAGAACCUGACAGGAAGAUUAAACAGAGGAAGUGUGAUCACAAUCAGAAAAGAGAUGAAAAAA